AACCACCUGAUCAUUGUCUGCUGCCAUGCAAUCUGGGCUGGAGGCCCUACCAAAGGCCAGGAUGAGUCUGAGUGGAUUAUCGAAAGCUGGAAAAAGGGCGAAACGCCUACGUACACGGAACACAUCAAAGCUGGCCUACGAGCGUUGCGCGACGAUGACCGAUCCGUGCUGAUAUUCUCAGGAGGCCCCACUGUCUCGAAAACAUCCCUCUCAGAAGGUCGUAGUUAUGCAGACCUUGCCGCCGCCAACUCAUACUGGGACAUCCUCCCAAUCACACUCGAAUCCAACCCACCACCAGCUUCUUCUUCUUCUUCUUCUUCUUCUUCUUCUUCUUCUUCUUCUUCUACGCAUGCACUUUCCCGCAUCUCACUUUCCCACCCACGUAUCCUGGUAGAAGAACGCGCCCUCGACUCAUACCAGAACAUCCUGUUCAGCCUCAUCCACUUCUGGCGGUCGUGCGGCGACCACUACGCACACUGGCCCACGCACCUCACCAUCGUCAGCCACGCGUUCAAGAGGCGGCGUCUCGUUUCCGCACACUGUGCCGCGCUGGGGUUCCCGCUGGAGAGGGUGAGGUUCGUUGGGAUCAAUCCGCCUGGCGUGCCCGAGGUGGUGGAGAACGAGGAGCGGGCGGUGGAGGAAUGGCUGCGGGAUCCGCAGGGCCAGUCGGCGGGGCUGAAGGGGAAGAGGCAUAGGCGGAACCCGUGGAGGGUGUCGCAGGCGUUGUUCUUGGAUGAGGACGAGAGGAGGAAGAGUGGGAUUGGAACGGAGGUUGUGGAUGAUGGAGAGGAG
Cryphonectria parasitica EP155 is the source of this 792-nucleotide messenger RNA. RefSeq lists its product as uncharacterized. The annotation marks the transcript as partial. Gene Ontology annotation, cellular component: cytoplasm. The record is from RefSeq and is a predicted model, not a curated record. The transcript is spliced from 2 exons. NCBI's taxonomy places the organism in Eukaryota, Fungi, Ascomycota, Sordariomycetes, Diaporthales, Cryphonectriaceae.